AAGCAUGAACUUUCCAAAAAGUUUGGUAUUUCCCACCAACUUAAAAUGUUGCACCAAAAAUCACGAACUUUGCCAACGUGCUCCGAUUUCCCAAGUCGGGUUUUCCGGCGAAGUAGAUUGCUGACGUGUGUAUAUGUCUGACGUGGAUGGUGACGUGGAUGCUGAUAUGUACAAUGACAUGGAAUAAAUAAAUAAAAAAAUUUUAAAAAAAUUCUUCUAACAUAACCCCCCUUUCACCCACCCCCAAAUUGGAAUUGGAAGAUGCAAAAACGACUAAGACAAAAAUCAAGAAAACCCUAACAUCAAAAAUUAAACUUCAACUUCUGAAUCUUAUCUUCUGCUCAGCGGCGGCGACCUCGACUGUGACGGCAACCGCGACGGCGACGGCGACGGCGACCGCAACCUCCGAUGGCGCCGCCAACUCCAGACGACGUUUUUGGCCUCUAUAUUCAUCAUGGAGGACAUUUCAUUCCAAAUGGCAAGUUUCAGAAAUACAUUGGUGGUGGAAUGGCUCAGGCAAGUGAUCUAGACCCAGAUAGAUUUGGGUAUUUUGACUUGGUUGAGGAAUUGAAUAAUAUAGGGAUUCACACAUGGAGCAAACUCACCUUUGUAAAUUCUACGUCAGCAACCCACGUAGAUAUAAAAAGUGAUAAGGAGGUGAUGGAGAUGCUAUCUGCUAAUCUAAGUGUUAGUUUUAACAGAAUGUGUAGCAUAUAUGUUGUUGGUGGGAGUGUGGGAAUGGGAGAAAGGGUAGUGGAAAAGGUUGAAAAAAAUAGUAAGAGUGUGGUUGAAAAGAGUCACUUUGAAUCUGCCACAAAAAUUAGAAAUAACACUUCUACGAGCAAGGGUAAGACUGUGAUUGAAAAAAAUGUGGGAGAAAAUGUGGUUCAAUCAGUGGAGAAGAGGCUUGUUGAAAGUGUUAGUAAGAGUGUUGCUAUAUCGUUUGGUAGAGGUAGAAGUGGUAGUGAGAGGGUGGUCAAGUCUACUAAGAAGCAUGAUAGUGAAACAUUUAAUAAGAAGAUGAGUGAAUCUGUGAGUAAGACAAUGGCCACAACUGUGGAUAAUAAUGCUGGUGAAGGUGGGAGUAAGAGUUUGAGUGAAUCUGUAGAGGAGAAUAUGAGUAGUUCUGUGGAGAAGAAUAAUAUGAGUGGUUCUGUGGAGAACAAUUUGAGUGGUCUUGGACAUGAGGGAGUUGGAUCAGGUAAUGAGGUUUUGGGAGAAGGUGAGAAUGAGAGUGAUUGUGAUGGCAGUUAUAUACCAUCAACUGAUGAUGAGGAGACUGAUGAUGAAAUGGAAGCCGAUGAGCUAGUGUCUGAGGAUGAAGAAUAUGCACAAUGCAGAAAGAAGAUGAAAGAGAGAAAGAAGCCCUUUGUAAUAACUGAUGAGAUGUUCCAGGGGAUAGUCAAUGGAGGACAAAAGAGUGAUUAUGUGUCUGAAUAUGAAAAUUCUGAAGAGGAUGAUAUUUACUCUGAUUCCACUGAUUUUGAAGAUGAAGGGAGACGAUCUAGACAACGACAUGUUAAAGUGAUGUAUGAUCCAAAAUGUGAUCAUAAGGUUCUCACAUUCAGUGCUGGUAUGGGAUUUAUUGAUGGGCACCAAGCUAGAGACGCACUGACAGAUAAUGCAGUGUUGAAUGGAUGGCAAAUUCAUUUUAAAAGAGCAACUAAGAAGCAACUUGAAGCAGGUUGUUUGAGUCCUUGUAAAUGGAUGAUAUCUGGGAGUCGAGUGACGAAGACAGGAGUCUUUUUAAUGAAAAAUCAGAAUGGGGUUCACACUUGUCCUAGGGCAAUGAGAAAUAAAAUUGCUACAUCCAAUUGGAUUGCUAGAAAAUACUUUCAUGUCUUUAAGCUUAAACCAAAUAUGAGUUGUAAAGAUUUAGGCAGGGAUCUAAUGCAGAGGUAUGCUGUUGAGGCCACAAGGUGGAAGCUAUACCAUUCAAAGAGAAAAGCUAUUGAUUUGUUGAAGGGAUCAGUGGAAGAUCAUUAUGCCAAGUUGAGGAGCUAUGUACUUGAGUUGAGUAGAGCUGACAAAGAAGGUAGGUUUGAGGUACAUGUGGAUGUAGGUGCUGUGUUCAAGUCAAUGUACAUUGGAUUUAGUGGUUUAAGAAAGGGUUUCAAGGAGGGGUGUAGGAGGGUGAUUGGACUGGAUGGGGCUUUCUUGAAGACUUACUUGGGUGGCAUACUGUUAUCUGCGGUGGGAACUGAUGGGAAUAAUCAAAUGUAUCCUAUAGCUUGGGCAGUAGUUGAAAUUGAGAACGAGGUUUGUUGGAGUUGGUUCAUUAACAUUCUAGUGCAAGAGCUGAACUUGGGUGAAGGAGUUGGAGUUACUAUUAUAAGUGAUCAGCAAAAGGGGCUUGAGAAUGCAGUCAAGGAGCUUAUCCCAUUGGCAGAGCAUAGAAAUUGUGCAAGACACAUCUAUGCCAAUUGGAAAAAAGUUCACAAGGGUCCUAAACUGAAGCAGCUUUUUUGGAAGCUUGCUAGAAGCACCUACAUGCAGGAGUAUGACUUGGCAUGCAAGGAGUUAGAGAAUGAAGAUGGGCAAGCAUUUGCUGAUUUAAUGGACAGGAACCCGAGUAAAUUCUGUAAGGCCUUCAUCACCUCCACACAAUACUCUGAUGCUAUUCUCAAUAAUGUCUGUGAGUGUUUCAAUGCAUACAUUUUGGAGGCUAGAAAUAAACAUAUAAUAGACAUGCUUGAGGAGAUGAGAAUAACACUUAUGGAGAGGUUGUAUAGAAAAGCUGUAGAGAUUGAAGCAGCUGAAAGUAGUUCAACAGUGUGUCCAAAAAUUAAGAAAAAAAUAAAUGCAAUGGUAUAUGAGAGUAGGAAUUGCACGACAAUACCUGCAUUAGGGGGAAAUUUCGAAGUUACUCACUUUGAUGACAGAUUUGUUGUGACUCCUUCAAAAAGGCAGUGUGGUUGUAGGAAGUGGGAUAUAACGGGCAUCCCUUGUUUGCAUGGUAUUGCUGCUAUUAACUUCCUUAAGCGGGAUGUGGAUGAAUUUGUCCACCAAUACUUUUCUGUGACCAAGUAUAAGUUGGCAUAUGGAUAUGGCCUACCAGCUGUGAAUGGAGUCAAAUUAUGGCCCGUUGCUGAGGGUUUUCCAGUCACCCCACCACAUGUUAGGAAGAUGCCUGGUAGGCCUAAGAAGGUUAGGACGAGGGACCCAUUUGAGAAGGAUCCGGCCAGACCAAACAAGCUAAGGAAGAUAUGUGUCAUGACUUGCCAAAACUGUUUCCAAGAAGGCCACAACUCAAGGAGUUGCAAGAAUGAGACUGUGCAUGUGGCAGAGAAACCAAAGGCAAAAAAGGGAAGGCCUCGUAAGACGCCACAAGCAUCGACUACGGUUCGAGGGAGAGGUAGAGGAAGAGGAAGCGCUGGAGCAAAUCCGACUGCUGGAGUAGGCUCUACUCAACAAAGUGCAACUUGA
Messenger RNA from Salvia hispanica, 3426 nucleotides. The record is from RefSeq and is a predicted model, not a curated record. NCBI's taxonomy places the organism in Eukaryota, Viridiplantae, Streptophyta, Magnoliopsida, Lamiales, Lamiaceae.